This is a messenger RNA of Cylindrotheca closterium, 315 nucleotides long. Lineage: Eukaryota; Bacillariophyta; Bacillariophyceae; Bacillariales; Bacillariaceae. The record is from the annotation of a GenBank genome assembly.
AUGUUCCGUCUCGCGAGACCUGAGAAGGAAGGGAAGAAUCGCUGUUCUAUCCAAUUACUUUCCAAGAAUCUGGUCACUCGGCCAAAAGGCGAUCCUUUACGGAUGAUGAUAUCUGUCUGUCCCAAAUCUACCUCAACAGAAAGACUAGUCGCACAACUCGUUGCAACAGUUGACAAGUCCACAAAGAGGGCCCAGACUCCAUUUCCACGUGUGACCAUCAGCGAGCGAUUGCCGCAGCACGAACGACACAAAGAGGACCCAGACGCAUCCAUUCCUACGUGUGGCCAACACAGCUGCUGCUCGGCUCUUUUCUAA